GGAAGGUGUAGCCUGCACUUGAAGAGCUGAUCUCUCUUUCGUCAAACAUUCUUCUACACGUACUGAACAAUGGCAAUUGCACAAGUGCCUGUUGUGACAGUUGGCCCGUUGGGGGACAGUCCAGUUCAGGUUGCCUGUCCUAAAUGCCAUCAGACAGUACUCUCCAAGGUGGACUACUCUUCUGGUUUGCUCACCUACCUUUUCUGUGGAGGACUCUUCUUUUGUGGCUUUGUUUUAGGUUGCUGUCUCAUCCCAUUCUGUGUGGACCGGCUGAAAGAUGCAAAGCACACCUGUCCUACCUGCAAGACUGUACUUGGCGUGUAUAAACGUUUAUAACUGAUAUUAGAGAAAAUUAAUUGGCAACUAUUUUGAUAAUUUAAUAAUCAUUUGUCUUUUUUUUCUCUUUAAACAAAAAAGAUAGUUUCUGUUUUUUGGUUUCUAGCUUCCUAAAUGUGAGAACUUUUUUUCUUUGUCAUGAUAGUAAACUGAAUAGUUUGGGAUUUUUUGACUGUUGGUAAGAAAAAGCAUUACAUUUAAAGAUGUCACCUUUGGUUGUGGGAAAUGAAUAGUAAGAUUAAUCAGUUAACUUAAUGAAAAUAACUAUUAGUUGUAGCCCUAACUGAUAUGGUGUCCUUAGGGCUAAACCAGGCUACAGACAGCAGUUGCCUCCUAAAUGAACCGCUGUUAUAUUCAGAAAAUGUAAUUAUACUGACUCUGACAGCAAUAAAAGUUGCCUCUGACUCUGUUA
Molecule: messenger RNA, 748 nt
Organism: Micropterus dolomieu (smallmouth bass)
Lineage: Eukaryota; Metazoa; Chordata; Actinopteri; Centrarchiformes; Centrarchidae
Product: lipopolysaccharide-induced tumor necrosis factor-alpha factor homolog
Exons: 4
Coding region: 70-336 (88 amino acids)
Molecular function (GO): zinc ion binding
Source: RefSeq, a predicted model, not a curated record